UAUGGAAUGUUUUUUUAGCCUAUACAGAAUAUUUAAAUAUUGUUGGUAACGGAUAAGCCGAUUUUAGUUCUUGAGCUUGGUUGCUUGAAGCGGCGGACAUUAAGCUUCACGAAAGAAUGAGAAGCACACUGGACUAACAAGAUUUAUCGAGUCUUGAGAGGCAGUCUUGACCUAACUGCUAGCAGCGUUCGACUUGCGUGUCCGUCCUCCAUGGCUUCUCAAUCCAUGUCGUUGGUGCACCGUGUGCUGAUGGUCCUGCUGCUGGCGGGGCAGGACAGCGUACUGGCCAAGGACUACAUUACCAAAUGCGAGGAGCCGUGCGGCGGCAGCCUUGAUGUCAUGUGCGAGGUCGGAUGUAACUGCGUCUUCUACCAGGACCUCACUAUGGGCGUCUGCCGGUCAGACAUGUCCAGCGACAACAUACUGUAUUAUGACGACGAGACGAACAACAGCACUUCUGAACGCAACACAUCUUUAAGAGCCCGGAGUGAUUCUUCGAAGUCGUUAAUUUCGCUUCCCGUGAUCUUGAUAGGGAGGCUUGACCUAACGGCCGUCGGUCUUUGACUUCCGUCUUCGUCCACGACGGCUUCUCGCUCCAUGUCAUCGGUGUGCCGUCUGCUGGUGGUCCUGCUGCUGGCGGGGCAGGGCAGGGUACUGGCCAUGGUCAACUCUCAAGGCCUGGCGGAGUGCGGCGAUCACUGCGGCGGCUUCUUUCAAGUCAUGUGCGUGGCCGAGUGUAACUGCGUCUUCUACAAGGCCACCACCUACGGCGUAUGCCGGCCAUCAAUAUUCAACGAGACUGAGCUGGAUUAUGGUAUACUGCAGUUGUGAGGGGCGACUACCCUUUAACUAAAGAUAACUUUGAAUGACGUCAUUCCUAUGUCCCUUCUUUACUCACAAACUCUGAUGUUUAAUAUUAAAGCUUUCAAAAAUUCAGAUCCAA
This is a messenger RNA of Dermacentor albipictus, 943 nucleotides long. RefSeq lists its product as uncharacterized. The record is from RefSeq and is a predicted model, not a curated record. NCBI's taxonomy places the organism in Eukaryota, Metazoa, Arthropoda, Arachnida, Ixodida, Ixodidae.